Molecule: messenger RNA, 3075 nt
Organism: Trypanosoma rangeli
Lineage: Eukaryota; Euglenozoa; Kinetoplastea; Trypanosomatida; Trypanosomatidae
Product: putative kinesin
Exons: 1
Coding region: 1-3075 (1024 amino acids)
Biological process (GO): mitotic spindle organization; microtubule-based movement
Molecular function (GO): microtubule binding; microtubule motor activity; ATP binding
Source: RefSeq, a predicted model, not a curated record
AUGGCUUCAGAGAGUGACAUGGCAGUUUUGGCUACCAGUGGCGUGGGCGGGGAGGAGGGCGACGCCGCCAAGGUGCUGGCACAAAAGGAGUGGAAUGCAGUUGGAGUCAUGGCGCGCGUUCGUCCCUUGUCCACGGUGGAGCACGCGGACCCCUCCGUGAAGAGUAUCUUGCAUUGCCUCAAGGAUGGAAUUGUUGUCCACGGUGUCCCAACGCAGUCACCGUCUCGUUACUUUGGUGUCCGUCAUGCCAAGCCUCGGUCACAAUAUUUCAAGGUUGACGAGGUGUUUCACCCACACAGCACACAGCUCGAGGUGUAUGAGGCCUGCCGUAACGUUGUGGCUGGUGUCUUUGAUGGCAUUAAUGGCUCUAUCCUCGCCUACGGUGCAACUGGUUCGGGAAAGACGCACACCAUGUUUGGCAGUAACAUGAGUGUGGCAGGGGUGAUAUACCAGGGCGUGCGGGACAUCCUGGAGGAGAAGGAGCGACUAGAGGUGGAAGAGCAGAAAGUGGUGAAGGUGCGUUGCACGUUUUUGGAAGUGUAUAAUGAGGAGGUCUUUGACCUGCUAGUGCCGUCAAGCUCUAGUGGAAAACGGAUUCCACUGAAGCUGCAGGACUUUGGCCAGGAAGACAGUUUCCACGACGGAGAGAGGAGUGGUGCCAAUCUUGAGAGUCUUAGCGUGAAGAGUCUUACGCACGUCACGCCUCAAACUGCGGAAGACUUCGCCAAGCUUGUGGAACUUGGCCAAGCAAAUAGAUUUGUUGCGUCUACCAACGUCAAUGCCCAGUCAAGCCGCUCACACGCAAUUCUUACAUUGGAAGUGGAGGUGAAGGACACUGUGGAUGCGACUCUUGGGACCGUGGGCCGCAUUCGUUUUUGCGACCUAGCGGGCUCAGAGCGCGCUGCAGGCACAAGUAACAGUGGUAUUCGUCUACAGGAGGGUGGAAACAUCAAUCGUUCCCUUCUCGCGCUUGGCACCGUGGUUCAGGCCUUGAUCUAUCGCAGCAAGCACCCCGAUCGUGUGAAUUAUAUUCCAUAUCGAGGCUCCAAGCUGACGCGGCUACUGCGGGAUUGCUUUGGCGGAAACUGUCGCACGUUAAUGCUCUUUUGCGUUAGCCCAAGUAGUAAGAUGUACGAAGAGACAAUCAACACGAUGCUCUUUGCGAUGCAGGCAAAGGAUAUUCAGGUCUCUGCCAAGCGCCACGAAUUCCGUGUUGAUUCAAAGGAGGUGACCAAAAGUCAAGAGGCACUGAUUGAUGAACUUCGCUUGGAACUGGCACAGACACAGGAUGAACUACUGCGUCUACGCGGGGGCAGCCCCGAAGCUGCCUUGAACCGAAGCGUAAUGGGCCGACAAAGUUCACAACUCGUCGCGGAUUCUUUCUCCCCGAUGCCAAUUUUGACACCUUGUAAAGGAGAGCAAUCACCGCCUCCGGGCGCUUCGACGAUUGCAAUGGGAAACGACAUUCGACUGGAGUCCCUGGAGACAUCGCCUACCAUGCUUCACACCUCACGUCGUUUAUCGACUCGAGUGACACUGGGAGUGUUAGGGUCCGACGCGUACACGGCACUGCAAAAGAAGCUGAAAAAGUUUUCAGUGGCGAAGGAGACACUCUACCGAGCGAUGCGGGAGACACAGGAGGCCAACAGUGAACUUGACAUUCGACUGCGGCAGCACAAAUGGAAGCUUGCCCGUUUUCUUGCCGCCCGACGAAAGUCAGCUGCUGGGGAUGCCAAUGAAGAGAAGGCGACACCGGUUGGUGUGGCGGGCCUGCGGCUCGCUAUUGAGAAGAUGGAGAUGGAAUCGGCGACACAAGGUGGGAAAAUGGAGGAACUUUUGGAAAAAAUGAAUGAUACGGAUCGCACCAUCGCUGGAAUUCGUCAAGAGUUGUUGGGAGAGAAACAACACCCACUACUGGAGCUCCUGAUGGAUAAUGUGAAGCUGCGACAAAGUUGCACGGAGGCGGAGUGUCUCGCGGCGCACUACCACCAGGAGUGUCGUUCUAUCAUGAAUCGUGAAGAGGAGUACAUGCAGGCGCUUAGUGUGUGUAUAUCCGUGAUACGACACAUGCUUCCGUUAGCCUCUGGUGUUUCACACAUUAUGGACGAGGCGAAGCUAGCGCUUAUGUUUGCCAAUCUCCCUUCCUUGUCUACGAUGGACAUGAUUCCCUUCUUUGAGCGAUCGAUGAAGACUGGACAUACCCCAUCCAUCUCUCUUCUUGAUGCACACCGGGCAUUCUCACCUGUGGAAACCAUAGAGGCACGUAUACAGCGUUUGGUGGAGGGUCGUGGAAGUGGAAAGAAUUCCGUAGCACGUCAACCAUCCCACUGUCGUGCACAAUGCCAGACCAAGGGAACACCGUCUAGCAAAGCACACGUAGGCAAUGCUAGUCCAAAAGUUGACCGUAUUCCGUUUUCCACUGGACCAACACGGUCGAGGUCGGAACCUUUUGUCACCACACACAGCACAACAUCGUUGCGUCAACCGGUGGAGAAUGGAUUCGCUACCGCAAAAAAUCCGGUAGGUUUUGAUAGGACACCUUCGGCUAAUGCAAAAAAAGUCGCUUUUGUGGGAGUUACAAAGAAAUCUGUAACAAGUGCUCCUGCGCCGCGCUCACACCUCCGCAAUGGCAGCAAAGGUGCCCCCGUAAAGAGGGCCACAUCACAGGGUACAAGAGCAGCUACAGCGUCAGCCGCAUUUAGUCGUUCGCACACGGCAAGUGAGGCCCCGCAUGUCCGCAUGCCCAAGAAUGGCGGUCUGUCUCUUGUUGCGAAUGAGGGACACAACCGCGAGCGAGUGCGAAAGCUACAGAACUCACCAUCGUUAAAUCACUCCUCUUUUUUGCCAAACAGCGACGGGAACGUCAUGCCUUUGCGGCGGAAUCGUGUAGCAUUUCAGUUACCUGCUGAAGAAGGAGCCUCUAGUUUACCCCAGCGGCGACUUCAAAACACCGACCUGGAGGAACGGUUCACAAGGCUUCUAACCGAGGUACAACAGUGGCAUAUUGGAACUGCUGCAGCCCCAGUGGCAAAGGGUAACCACACAACUCUGCGUCCCGUCACCGACAUUCCGUGA